This is a messenger RNA of Olea europaea var. sylvestris, 1412 nucleotides long. Its product is annotated as VAN3-binding protein-like. Lineage: Eukaryota; Viridiplantae; Streptophyta; Magnoliopsida; Lamiales; Oleaceae. The transcript has 9 exons. The record is from RefSeq and is a predicted model, not a curated record. The coding region runs from base 154 to 1380 and encodes 408 amino acids.
CAAAAAUGUACUUCCACUCAGAAUCAUUCUUUUGAUUUUAUUCACUUAAUAAAUUAGCUUCUUAGUAUAUAAAGAUCAGAUUAUUUCUCCUUCCCUACAUCAUCUUCCUCUGAAGCUUGUUUUCAUCAAGUGGUAUAGACAAAACACAUCAAGAUGUUCAAAUGCUCCGGUGGCUCGGAAUUCAAGUCAAAUAGGCUGGAAAACAUUGAGGAAGACAAUGAUGCAAGUUGGCUGCCAGCAAUGUGCCCCCCUCCGGAAACUCCAACAGAGUCCAUGGAGUUCUUGGCUAGAUCAUGGAGUCUGUCUGCAAAGGAACUGUCGAAUGCUCUUUGCCAUGUCCAAGUCGUGAAGCCAUCUUCAUGCUCUCCGGGCGGUUCUGCUCGAGCUGACAAUGGAAGCUCUUUGCUCCCCCUGCAGGAACCUAAUCAACCAUUACCAGCUUCGGAGAGUCCUCCAUUAUCUCCAAGAGGAAGCGAUGAGACAAAGGAAUUGCUUCAACUGCAUCAAGCUUUCAACCAGGAGCUUCUUUCUAAUCAACAGUUGAUAAGAAAUGGGCUCUACUGGAGCAUUAUCAGGAGCAAGAAAGUAGGUAGAUGUUUAAAAGAUCAAAAAGAGCGGAAAAGGCAGGAGAAUAGAGCUCACAAUGCUCAAUUGCACGCAGCAAUAUCUGUGGCAGGGGUUGCAGCUGCAGUGGCUGCCCUUGCAGCCUCAUCAAUGACCUCUCCAGAAAAAGUAGCCGCCCAAACUAAGAAACCUACUGGAAUUGCAUCUGCAGCUGCACUUGUUGCAUCUCACUGCAUAGAAGUUGCAGAAGAUAUGGGAGCUGAUCAUGAACAAAUCCUAUCAGUCGUGAAUUCAGCAAUCAGUGCAAGGACUAAUGGCGAUAUAAUGACACUUACUGCUGGAGCUGCUACAGCAUUAAGAGGUGCUGCCACUCUAAGAGCAAGAUUACAUAAGGUGCAUGGACCUGCAAUUGCGCUGAAUGACGAAAAUGUUCAAAUCAGCACAGAAUCAAAUACCUUAGCAGCAUUAGAUUUUGUUACAAGAGGGGAAGAAAUUCUUAAAUGCACAAGGAAAGGAGAUCUCCACUGGAAGCUAGUCUCAUUCAACAUAAAUUCAAAUUUACAGGUUGUGGCUAAAAUGAAAAGCAAGUACAUGGGAGGAACAUUCACUAAGAAAAAGAAAUGCAUAGUCUCUGAUGUAUAUUGUGACAUCCCAGCAUGGCCUGGACGUGAGACGGAGAAUAACAAGCAAAUGGCCUAUUUUGCAAUACGAACUGCUGAUAGGAUAAUUGAGUUUGAAUGCAGAAACAAAGGGGACAAACAGAUGUGGGUCGAAGGGAUCCAACAUAUGUUGCAUUUGAGUGUGCGAAUGACAUGAUUUUGAGUUAGAGAAGAUCAAUAAUUGGCAUA